AGGGUUCCGGCUGGUGGGCGCGCGAGGAAGAUGGAGACGAUCCUGGAGCAGCAGCGGCGCUACCAUGAGGAGCGGGAGCGGCUCAUGGACGUGAUGGCCAAGGAGACGCUGAUUAAGAAAUCCACGUUACGUGACCAGAUUAACUCUGAUCACCGCACCCGAGCCAUGCAGGACAGGUAUAUGGAAGUGAGUGGAAAUCUGAGAGACUUGUAUGAUGAUAAGGAUGGGUUACGGAAGGAGGAGCUCAGCGCCAUUUCAGGGCCAAAUGAGUUUGCAGAAUUCUAUAAUAGACUAAAACAGAUCAAGGAAUUUCACCGGAAGCACCCAAAUGAGAUCUGUGUACCGAUGUCAGUGGAAUUUGAGGAACUGUUGAAAGCCAGAGAGAACCCCAGUGAAGAGGCACAAAAUCUAGUGGAGUUCACAGAUGAAGAAGGUUAUGGCUGGUACUUGGAGCUUCAUGAUUGUUACCUCAAGUACAUUAACUUAAAAUCAUCAGAGAAACUGGAUUACAUCACAUACUUAUCCACAUACAUCCAACUCUUCGAUAUUCCCAAAGAGAGAAAAAAUGUCGAAUAUAAAAGGUAUCUUGAAAUGCUUCUUGAGUACCUGCAGGAUUACACAGAUUGGGUGAAGCCACUGCUGGAUCAGAAUGAACUUUUUGGGAAGAUUCAGAAUGAGUUUGAGAAGAAGUGGGACAAUGGAACGUUCCCUGGUUGGCCGAAAGAGACCAGCAGUGCACUUACCCAUGCCGGAGCCCAUCUGGAGCUCUCAGCCUUUUCCUCUUGGGAGGAAUUGGCCUCCCUGGGACUGGACAGAUUAAAAUCUGCUUUACUGGCUUUGGGUCUGAAAUGCGGCGGCACUCUGGAAGAGCGUGCUCAGAGGCUAUUCAGCACAAAAGGCAAAUCCUUGGAAGCCCUUGAUUCUUCCUUGUUUGCCAAGAAUCCAAAGACAAAAGGAAGCAAUAGAGUGAGGUCUUAUUUUGUAAAAGAGUUCUGCACUCAGCAAAUAGGCUUGAAUGGAAAAUAG
This is a messenger RNA of Chrysemys picta bellii (western painted turtle), 1026 nucleotides long. NCBI's taxonomy places the organism in Eukaryota, Metazoa, Chordata, Testudines, Emydidae. The record is from RefSeq and is a predicted model, not a curated record.